Messenger RNA from Oryzias melastigma (Indian medaka), 6526 nucleotides. It is a transcript of the gene grm7, whose product is annotated as metabotropic glutamate receptor 7. Gene Ontology annotation, molecular function: group III metabotropic glutamate receptor activity. The transcript has 10 exons. The record is from RefSeq and is a predicted model, not a curated record. Bases 832 to 3564 code for a protein of 910 amino acids. Gene Ontology annotation, biological process: regulation of synaptic transmission, glutamatergic; G protein-coupled glutamate receptor signaling pathway. NCBI's taxonomy places the organism in Eukaryota, Metazoa, Chordata, Actinopteri, Beloniformes, Adrianichthyidae. Gene Ontology annotation, cellular component: membrane.
CCGCGCAGGUUUGGGGAGAUAUUUCUCGACAGCCGCUCUCUGACAGUCAUUAUUGCACAAACGAGUCCAGGGUGUGUGUGCGCGCGUGGAAGUGCACGGCUGUUAUUUGUACGUGCGGCGCACCGUGCCUUCGCUGCGCGCGGACGCGUCAUUCCCCCCGCGCGCCGCUCCAGACGCACUUUCGGUGUCUCUCCACGCACAUCACGCGCACAGGUGACAGCCCGAGGCGGGGCGGGAAAGAGUGAGGGGGCAGCGGGGAAGGAGGAGACUGUAGCACACGCGCGUACAGUCACACGCACUCGUGUGCAGCGCAGUUGUCUCGUGCUGUUGGCGCGCGCGGAGCAGCUCCAUCUCUCCUCCUUUCUGCGUGUGGUUUGUGGAAAGUAGCGCAGACAAUUUUACGCACGUCUGCGCGCGCGAAUAUGACAUUAGUGCGGGACGUGGGCUGGAAGAGGAGCACCGGGAGCUCCUGUAGGAGUUAAAGGAGUGUUUGUGCGCUCCUUUCUUCUGUGCUCCGUUUUUCCCACCUCUGUGUUUACUCUGAAUUCCAGCAUGGACCCAGGAGCAACAAGCGGUGGAGUGCGGCUGCUGUGUGCGCGCCUGGCAGGAAUAAUGCGCGUGUGAUUAGGUGGAUUUGGGGCUCAAACUGCGGGAAUCCUGCGCUCUGACUCCUUGUGCGCGUGCAGAACAGGAAUGAACACGGAUUUGGGAAUCUUAUAACUGUCUUCAGAACUGUCUCGCGCCUGGCGCUGGUUCUGCGUUUUUUCCGCGUGGAGAGCGUCGCGGAGCGGCUUGAUUUCCCUGCCGGAACGGCGUGGAGCGGACCCCACCAUGGGUAGGUACCCGAGCCGAACCCCUCAGCUUGGCGCUGGGUUCACAUUCCGGCUCCUGUGGACGCUCCAGGCGCUUGUGGAUCUGUCCGCCUCCCAGGAGAUUUACGCGCCACACUCGAUCCGGGUGGAGGGCGACGUGACGCUGGGGGGGCUUUUCCCGGUGCACGCCAGGGGCGUCCCGGGGACGCCGUGUGGGGACAUCAAGAAGGAGAACGGGAUCCACCGGCUGGAGGCGAUGAUGUACGCUCUGGACCAGAUCAACAACGACGACGAGCUGCUGCCCAACGUGACGCUGGGCGCGCGGAUCCUGGACACCUGCUCGCGGGACACGUACGCGCUGGAGCAGUCCCUGACUUUCGUCCAGGCGCUCAUCCAGAAGGACACGUCGGACGUGAGGUGCACGAACGGGGAGCCGCCAGUGUUCGUGAAGCCAGAAAAAGUUGUGGGGGUGAUCGGAGCGUCUGCCAGCUCCGUGUCCAUCAUGGUGGCCAACAUCCUGCGCCUCUUCCAGAUUCCUCAAAUCAGCUAUGCAUCCACUGCCCCGGAGCUGAGCGACGACCGCCGCUAUGACUUCUUUUCCCGAGUCGUUCCUCCUGACAGUUUCCAGGCACAAGCCAUGGUGGAUAUUGUCAAGGCCAUGGGCUGGAACUACGUUUCUACGGUAGCCUCUGAAGGAAGUUAUGGUGAAAAAGGAGUGGACGCCUUCAUGCAGCUCUCCAGAGAAGCAGGUGGAAUCUGCAUCGCUCUGACCCUGAAGAUCCCUCAUAAUCGCAAGCCUCCUGACUUUGAUAAAACCAUCCAUCUCCUGAAGAGCAAUGAAAAAGCCCGAGCGGUCAUCCUCUUCGCCUCUGAUGAGGACAUCAGGGGAAUCCUAAACGCCACCAAGCGAGCCCAGGCAGUUGGCCACUUCCUGUGGAUUGGCUCUGACAGCUGGGGAUCUAAGAACAGUCCCAUCUACCAGCUGGAGGAUGCUGCUGUGGGAGCUAUUACCAUUCUGCCAAAAAGGGCAACCAUUAGCGGUUUUGACGCAUACUUCACAUCGCGGACUUUGGAGAACAACAGGAGAAACGUGUGGUUUGCUGAGUACUGGGAGGAGAACUUCAACUGCAAACUGAUGAGCUCCUCUAAGAAGGACGAUAGCAGCAGGAAGUGCACAGGUCAGGAGCGGAUCGGCGUGGACUCAAAGUAUGAGCAGGAAGGGAAGGUCCAGUUUGUGAUCGAUGCCGUGUACGCCAUGGCGCACGCGCUACACAACAUGCAGCGGGACCUUUGUCCGGAGAACUCGGGGAUCUGCCCGGACAUGGAGCUCGCCGGAGGGAAGAAACUGCUCAAGUACAUCCGCAGCGUCAGCUUCAACGGAAGUGCUGGAACUGGAGUCACUUUCAACAAAAAUGGCGACGCCCCAGGACGCUAUGACCUGUUCCAGUAUCAGUGGGAUAACGUCACUGGACCAGGCUACCGCAUUAUUGGACAGUGGACUGAGACGCUGCAGCUCAACAUUGAGGACAUACAGUGGCCUGGAGGGAAGCAGGAGAUCCCCAGCUCGGUGUGCAGCUCUCCCUGUGAACCUGGUUGGAGGAAGAAGUUGGUGAAGGGCAGUACCUGCUGCUGGCACUGCGAGUCAUGUAACGGCUACGAGUACCAGCCCGAUGAGUUGAACUGCAAGCUGUGUCCCUAUGACAUGAGGCCCAGUGCCAACCACUCGUCCUGCCAGCCCAUUCCCAUCAUCAAGCUGGAAUGGCACUCCGCGUGGGCGGUCAUUCCAGUUUUUCUAGCUAUGCUGGGCAUUAUUGCAACCAUCUUUGUUGUGGCCACCUUCAUACGAUACAACGACACGCCAAUCGUGCGAGCAUCAGGCAGGGAGCUUAGUUACGUUCUUCUGACUGGAAUAUUUCUGUGCUACAUCAUCACGUUCCUCAUGAUCGCCAAGCCGGACGUUGGUGUUUGCUCACUGAGAAGGAUCUUCCUGGGUUUGGGUAUGUGCAUCAGUUACGCUGCCCUCCUCACCAAGACCAACCGCAUCUACCGCAUCUUUGAGCAGGGCAAGAAGUCAGUGACGGCACCCCGGCUGAUCAGCCCCACCUCCCAGCUGGCCAUUACCUUCAGUCUCAUCUCUGUCCAGCUACUAGGAGUGUUGAUCUGGUUUGGGGUGGAUCCACCAAACACCAUCAUAGACUAUGACGAGCAGAGGACCAUCGAACCAAACCUGGCUCGAGGGGUUUUGAAAUGCGACAUCACGGAUCUGCAGAUUAUUUGUUCCUUGGGUUACAGUAUCCUAUUAAUGGUAACAUGUACUGUUUACGCCAUAAAGACCCGGGGGGUCCCAGAGAACUUUAACGAGGCCAAGCCCAUCGGGUUCACCAUGUACACCACCUGCAUCGUCUGGCUGGCUUUUAUACCCAUCUUCUUUGGCACUGCGCAGUCUGCAGAGAAGUUGUACAUCCAAACAACCACCCUGACCAUCUCCAUGAACCUGAGUGCGUCCGUCGCCCUGGGGAUGCUCUACAUGCCCAAAGUCUACGUCAUCAUCUUCCACCCAGAGCUCAACGUGCAGAAGAGGAAACGAUCCUUCAAGGCCGUUGUCACGGCCGCCACCAUGUCGUCCCGAUUGUCUCACAAGGCCAGCGACCGGCCCAACGGAGAGGCAAAGACGGAGCUGUGCGAGAACGUCGACCCCAACAGUCCGGCAGCAAAGACAAAGUAUGUGAGCUAUAAUGACCUGGUGAUCUAAGUGGACCCCCCAGCAUCAAAGGGACCUUCUGCAGAGGCAUCUGCUCUCCUGCCUGACUCCUCAGCCGCAGGAGGAAGCGGACAGCUUUCCAGUUUUACCUUCUCUUGUUUCCGUGUUUCACUGCCCGCCACAAGCAUUCAGGUGUUUGCCACCUGCCGAGACUCUUUCUUCAGUCAAACGGGAAAGUGGUGGAGUGGAUAAUUUGUGGGUGAGGCUGACAGCAGGACGAACAAGGCGGAUGCAGCAGACGGUCGGUGGUAAUGAAAGAUUCCGCACUGCAUCUUAGCCCCGUGACAUGCACCCGUUGCCUCACGUACUUUCAUGCUUCGAGUUUCCCAACCUCCAAUGUCUACAUGUGUGUACUCUCUCGGGCUGACAUGUUGGCCUGCUUUAGUUCUUUCCUUCUUCUGUGUCACAGAUAUCAACAAGUCUAUUUUGUUUUUUCUGAUGCUCAUUCACUUUUUAAUGUGGGGUCUGGAAGGCUGCGCUUUCUGUCAUUUAAAGGAAGAAAAGAGGAAAGUGUAAAGAUGGAUGCUCAUAAAGCCCCUGAAAACUCCCCCUCUGGGUCAGGUUCUGGAGUGUGAAAGACCAUAAACACCUUUGCAGAUUCAUCAUUGAUGGUGCAUGCUUUCAGUCGUUUGCAGGUGCAAACGCUUGUGCUCUAACCAUGGGAACUACAUGUCCCAUGAUGCUUUGUGGAUUGUACAGGAGGUACGAUGCUGCGGUCCAAUCAGCUGGAUCCACUGCUGUAACCGUGCCGUUUCGUUGUGUUUGUCUGCAGUUUGUCAGAUCACCGUGUUGCUGAAGAAAGGGACACAGAUGUGUCCAGAUGUGUUCUGUUUGCGUUUCUUUAUAUUAGCUGCAAAUGUGUCUGUCUUGCAUGCGUGCUGAGGUUUCAGGGUUCAGUUUUCAGGGGCUUAAGCUUGGCAUAGUUUUCAGUGUGGACAUGUGACCGAAGGUCUGUAAUUUGGAGACAUCCAUGUGUUUCCAGAGGCUCCUCUAUCAUCCAACUUUAACUUCUGUUACAAAGAGUGGAUCCGUGCAAUCAUUUUUUAAAAAUAAAUGCAUUAUUAUUCAACUAUUUUUUAAUGUUAUUUUUUUCACUUACUUAAAACUUUGAAAAUAAGUUGCAAUGGUUUUAAAAAGCCACAAACUUCAGAAAAUUUUUUUCUAAAUCUGACAUCUUGUUAGUGGUAGUCUUUCAGCUAAAUUGUCCAGAUUACCCUGAUCCUACCAAACAUACAAACGAUCCAGCAAUUCUUGUGUGCUUUUACUGUGAAAAAAUAUGUGUGAGCUUCAAAUAAAAACAGGAUUGGAGCAUGAUGCUUGUGUUGUUGAGCGUCACUUUGGACAGAAUCACUAAUCACACCAAACUCUCUAAGCUACGUUCACACCGCCCUCAGAAACAAGCGUUCAAGUGACCACAUCCAAUGAAAAGUCUAUGUAAAUGCACUUAUAUGUGUAUUCAGGCUUCUACAUUCACACAUCGCUGCGCAAGUUUCUACAACCAUUGUCAGGCUCUCGUACAAAAUGCAUGGCCUUUUGAAAGUGAAACCAGGUUGAACUUUGACCUAUCAGGGACUCGGAUAUAGUAGAUGACGUCCCCUUUAGUUCACGGAAGUGUAAACCGUUUGAAAAGCAAUCAUGAAGGAGGCGUCAAUAAUUGCGAUUUGGAAUUAUAUGACACCAAGUCUUUCAUACAUGUGUGUGGUAGACAUGCACAUUAUUGGGUAGCAACAACCCAGUGUGAACACCAUAUGCUAAAGGCAUGUUCAAGAACGCAUGUCACAUGCCCGGUGGAAUGUAGCACCUUGUUUUAACAGUCAUGCCUGCUGUUCAGAGUUUGGUAGGAUCGGGGUUUCUUCUUCAUUGUGGUGAACCUCCUUCACUACAAACUUCAAAUAGCAUUUAACUCCCUCAUAGUCAUCAGCUUCACUUGUUAAACAUUUUUUUCAGAAUACUUGCAUCAUAAAGUUUUUCUUUGAUUGCUGUCUCUAAUGGUUCUAGAUUUAGUUUUAGUAAAUCAGAAAGCACAAAGCGAUUGCAACAGCUGUGGUGGGCUGUAAACUCGAAAUCUACAUAAGAUGCAAAAUGUAAUCAGACAGGGCAUGUGCAUGAAUACUGCUCAUGUGCAAUGCAGUUCACUGUAAUCCUUGACAAAAAUUGUGAUAAAUUUGCAUAUUUUCUUGUGUCUACCACCAUUAGAGAGCUUUAAGGUGCAGAGAUCCUAACGCCCACUAAAGGAAAAGAGCCUCUAAUGCACUCCCAGUGAAUUCGGAGAUUCAAAUUUUGAAUCAUGGGAAGUUUUAACUCAUUUUCAUGGAACCAACAUUUUAAAUUAGAGCUUAAGCUGACUUUAUCCCAGUUAGCUUGUGUCGCUACCACUUUCUAAAGCACAGUUUUUUUAAACAAGCCAGGAGGGGUUAAAGGAUUGACCUUUAUUGGAAAUAUGUUGCAUCAUCCUUCACUUUCAAAUCAUAAGUCUGUGAUGACACAUUCUUAGUGGAGUGCUCCAUGGAGGGAAGAAAGUUACAGUAGUCCAACAAUGCCCUCACAGAGAAUGAGAUUGCCUUCAUUAUAAAAAAAAGGGUGAUGGUGGUUUAUUGAAUGCAACAAUCAUAGAGGAGACAGACCAGGACUCAUUGUUUAGAAAAAAAAUACUGAAAAUUACAUAAAAUUCAAAGGAAGAGGUUGUAUGUUUGUGUUUGUCAUUAAAAGCAGCAUUCAUUUUUAAUUAUGGCAUUUAGAUUUCACGUCAUAUUGUCUUCUGGAUGGAAAAGUGAAGGCUUCUGUUUCAGGCAGAUGUAGAUAUCAAGUCUACUUCUGGAAGCAAAUUGGCUGUUUUUCUCUUUAUGUCUUUGUUUUUUUCUUCUUUGAAAUACACCUCAAAGUCCCACUCUGAUCAUCUUUUGAUCUAUUGUAAAAGCAUUUCUAGUGGUCUUUUAAUUAUGAUUAUGCAGUG